Molecule: messenger RNA, 2634 nt
Organism: Ruditapes philippinarum (Manila clam)
Lineage: Eukaryota; Metazoa; Mollusca; Bivalvia; Venerida; Veneridae
Product: up-regulator of cell proliferation-like
Exons: 10
Coding region: 1-2634 (877 amino acids)
Molecular function (GO): nucleic acid binding
Source: RefSeq, a predicted model, not a curated record
AUGAGUUCUUCGUUCACCAGUAAAGAUCUUGUGAAUGAUGAUGAUGAUGUUGAUAAUGACGACGAUUACUCUGCUGCUGCUGAUAAUAUUGUUGAUGGUUGUGGUGGUGUUGAUAAUGAUGAUGAUCCUAUAUCAGAAAUUGUAACCUGCAAUAAUGAAGGACUUCCUUGUUCUGUUAAAAUCGAUAUCACCUCAAUCGACGUUCAAGACGGUGUAAAAAUCAAUCGGCGUUUUGAGAUCGUAACAAACAGCACAAUGGGUAUCGAUAUCGAAACGUACCGUGGUAGAAUAGGAACUUUCAGAUUUUCAUCGGGAGUCGAUGUUGUAACAAUCGUUUGUCUUGUGAAUUUAAGUGGCGGAAUUAAAGUUAUCGGUACUGUACUUUUCAUAGGACUACUUUUGUUGCUUUCCGGCAUAGAACCUAACCCUGGGCCGAAGGAGAACGACGAUGAACAAGCAAGGAGAACGAUAAAGGUUGCAGGAAUUCCUGCUGGAAUAGAUAAACAAUACCUUACUCUGUUUUUCAAAAGUUCAAGGAAAUGUGGUGGAGGAAAAAUCAGCAACAUUCAGUUUGACGAAGAAAAUCAUUCGGCUGUUAUACAGUUUGAAAAUGUUGAUACUGUUCAAUCAGUGUUACAAAGAAGGCCCAUUGAAAUAGCAGGAACUGUCCUAGAAAUAGAUAGCUCUGAAUCAGAACCGAGUUUCAGCUUUUCUUUAUGCUCUUCUCCGACAAUUGAGGUUACUGGCUUCCAGACGGGUGAUUCGCAAAUGGCAGAACUUCUCGAAUUAUACUUUGAAGAUGAGGAAAGUUCAGGCGGUGACACUAUAGCUAAUAUAACAAUAGAUGACGAUGGAAAAGCCCUUGUUACAUUUGAAUCGAUCAAAGUUGCUCAACGAGUGGUAAAUAAAAGCACACAUACAUUAAAGCAAAACACGUUGAUAGUGGUACCAAAUAGGAGAGACAACCCACCGGAACAUGACAAUAAUACCGAUUCGUCUACUCUUUCAAUGGAAAUUACAUCAGCCAAAGAAUCAAUCACCGAAACUAUCUACACACGAACGGGAAGGAAGGUAGACAUGGAUGAUAUACUUGUUGAGGUGCCGGAGCCGUGCGAACAGUCGGAAAUUGUUGAAAAAAGGUUUCCUACUGACAAUGAAAUAAAAGGCAUAGCAAAAGUCAACAGUGCUAAGAUUUUACAACUUACUGGUUUGACCGACAAAUUCCCAGAAAAAAUUACAAUUACGGAAGUUAUGACGAUAGAUGUUGAAGCUGAUGUUAAACAUAAUUAUACAAAGGAAGAAUUGCCGUGGAUUCUACUGCGUCGUAUUUUAGGAGUUCAGAGUGAAGCAAGAGAUCAUUCUGGCGUAGUCAAUGAUCAUACAGAAAGAGCAGAACAGGUGCAUGAAAUUAUUGUCCAAUUCUUUGAAAAUUUCUCUAUGGACGACACAAGCGACGAAAGUGAUGGAAUUUCUCCUUUAGAUAUAUUUCUAAUAACACUACAAUGCUGCGACCCCAUGCUUAAACAAGUAUUGUUCCAAAAAUUGUAUUUGUGUAAAAUAGCUUUUCCUUUUAUAGAGUAUGACAAAUCGUUAAAUGAUUGGGAAUUUAUAAUAUGGCCCUUACGUUCUUUAGUUGUAGAAAGUUACAAUAUAUCACAGACAUCUGAAACAGAAACAAGGGAAUUUGAGAUUCUAGAGCUCCCUUUAAAAACAGUAACUUUUGCAAAUUUUGGUAGACCAAAUUAUUCAAAGUCUAAAUUAAUGAAUGAUUUACUUUCGGACGAUAUUCAAGAUACAUUUUUCAAUAUGAAUUGCCCUCUUGGUAUGUUACCAAAGCGUUGCAGUAACGGAACCGUAGAAAUGUUCAUUCUACCUUUUGGUGGUUUAAAAGAAAAAAAAUUUGAAGAUGCAAUUGCAUUUUUUAAUUUGAGGGGGAGGAUUGAAGAAGAUUUCACUACAGGGGUCAUUUCAUUGGUUUCCAAUAUAUCUGAUAUUCUUGUUCUUUUACUGGAUGAGUCGUCCAUUAUAAAACAAGAUCAAGAACUCUGUAAACUGAUUACCAAUUUCACAACCGUUAUCAUUGUCAUAGCUAACCAGACGGAACCAUCAACUGUUAAACAGUUUACUGAGAAGCUAACACCUACAAAAACUCUUACAAUUGUAAGUACAUAUAAAGCACAUACUCAAAUAAAUUCUAAAGAUUUUUCAAAACAGCUUCGACAACUGAUAUCUACUCGACUCAAAAUCGCCGCAGUGAAAUCUCUAGAUGAUCGUGUAAAUGAAUGUCAAUCUCAUGCAAGUGACGAGACCAGAACCGAUUGUGCAAAAGCCAAGGUAAUAGCCACCCAAGUAUUUCAAUCUAUGUCUGAUAUUGGAAGCAAAGUUCAGUUGAAAAGUUACAUAACACCGGUACACUUCAUUUACUCAAAACAACUUGGUUCCAGUAUAAGAAGUUUACAUAGAUUGAAAACCGUACAAGAAACUCACACUACCACAGCAAAAAUCAAACAAAUAAGGGAAAAACAGCUUAAGAGUAUUUCGAGUCCCAUGAAGUUAUUUCUUCAGUCAUUGGACAAUAUCAAAGACAAACCAAUGAUGGUACAAUAUUUAGUAAAAUGGAUGUCAUAUUGUUGA